Messenger RNA from Dentiscutata erythropus, 1192 nucleotides. The record is from the annotation of a GenBank genome assembly. NCBI's taxonomy places the organism in Eukaryota, Fungi, Glomeromycota, Glomeromycetes, Diversisporales, Gigasporaceae.
AGAUUAUGCAGCACCUAACAAUAAAUCUAAAAAGGAUAGAGAAAAUAGAUUAAAAAGAAGAAGACAAGCUAAAUAUAUGCAUUACCAAAAAGAAGGUUUUGCAGGGCCUUUAACAAAAACAAGGUUUAAAACUUCUGAUGUAUCUAAAACUUCUAAAGUAUUAUCAGAAACAAGAUCACAAACAAAAGCUGGUCAGAAAAAAAAACAACAAAAACAUAGAGCUUCUAUAAGUGAAGAAAAAAAAAUAAAAAAUUUGGAAAAAAGAAAAAAAGCAUAUAAGAAGAAAAAAAAAGAACAAUUUGAACAAUUUUAUAAAAUAAGACUUUGUAAUUUAGAUAAAUAUAAGAAGAUAAAGAAUGAAGAAAAUAAUGAUGAAGAUGAUAAUGAUGAUAAUGAUGAUGGUGAGAAUGAUGAUGAAGAUGAUAAUGGAGAUGAUAAACUUUGUUGCAUGAAUGGUGAAGUUUUAUUAGCACCACUUCUUGCACCACUACCAGCAAUUUAUAAAUUGUUUAUAGAAAAAGAUCCUAUAUCUAAAUUACCUUUUGUUAAACAAGCAAUAGCAUAUAAUCAAGUAUUUGCUUUUACAUCAAUUGGUACAAACUCAUGUUUGCCAAACCAAGGAGAACCACCACAAUUUUUCCAAAUAUAUUUUCAUGAUCCUACAAAUAUUAAAGCACAAAUUGAUAGAAAACAUGAAAUAAUAGAAGAAAAAUUAAAUAAAGACAUGUUAAAAGAAAUUCAAGAGGAAUUAAUGGAAUUUAAUCCUUUUGCUAAUACUUAUAUACAAGCAGGAAAUGUACAAGCAAGUCUUAUUUAUAUUUUAAUACAUAAUAUGCAUGGCAGGGAUAUAAGACAAUAUAAUUUACCAACAACUAAUGAAGUAGUAGCAAUUUGUUUUACUGAUACAGAAAUGCGAGAAAGAGAUAUUCGUAUUUAUAGAUAUGAUGAAAAAUUUCAAAAAAUCUUUGAAUUAAAUGGUGUAUAUGAUCCUUUACAAUAUCUUUUGCUAUUUCCAAGUGGAGAAUAUGGUUGGCAUUCAGGAAUAUUAAGAAGAAAUAAAAUACAAAUUAUUGAUGAAAAAAUAACAGCAGCAGACAAAGAAUGUUUAGAAAAGGAAAGCCAAAAAAAGCUUUCUAAAAAUAUUCCUAAAGACUCUGAAAUUUCUAAAAUUGAAGCUGAAGGAAUUUUUUAG